AUGGAAGGUGUGAGCGCGCCGGAGAGCGGAGAUGGAGCUCCAAGUUUCAAGCCUGAGGCAUACAGUCAGGGGCCCGAGAUGAUAUUGCAUCAACAUGAUUCUGAUAAUGCCCAGCCCCGCACUAACCCGAUUGAGACAGGCAAGCGAGCCCCUGAGGCCGUGCGCGCGGGCAAAACAGGCCGUCGCUGGGUGACAUUACAACGUCAACCCAUCAGCUGGCCCAAAAACGCCUGA
This is a messenger RNA of Penicillium diatomitis, 234 nucleotides long. RefSeq lists its product as uncharacterized. NCBI's taxonomy places the organism in Eukaryota, Fungi, Ascomycota, Eurotiomycetes, Eurotiales, Aspergillaceae. The record is from RefSeq and is a predicted model, not a curated record. The transcript is spliced from 2 exons. The coding region runs from base 1 to 234 and encodes 77 amino acids.